Messenger RNA from Besnoitia besnoiti, 966 nucleotides. RefSeq lists its product as uncharacterized. Lineage: Eukaryota; Apicomplexa; Conoidasida; Eucoccidiorida; Sarcocystidae. Bases 1 to 966 code for a protein of 321 amino acids. The record is from RefSeq and is a predicted model, not a curated record. The transcript has a single exon.
AUGGCGACGGAGGAAAGCAGGACCGCAAGAAAGCAGAAAGCGAGGAGCAGGGGACAGUCACAGUCCAGAAAACUGCUAAGUCCUGCAGCGCGGGAAGAUCCCGAAAGCCAGCGCGGAGAUGGACGCGGCGAAGGCCGGCGCAACGAAGUCGACUGCGGCGAUGUGGAGCACGCGAGCGGCAGAGCGGAGGGGCGGCUCUGGAAGGAAGGCGAAAACGACACAGAGCAAGACACCGAGGAGACUGCGAGACCGCCAGCAACCAUCCUGCACGUCCCUGCGUCGCCGGAGAGGGCAACGACUCGAGAGCGUGCGAGUCCGCACACAGGGGCCCGCGGGUGUUCCCCCCCGACUGGAAGGUCGGCGGGCAAAGAGGCGAUGAGGAGACUCCACAACCAAAUCGUCCAGGAGGCAAAAUGCCGAGACCUUAGCAAAUUGAAACAGCUCCAGAGUGCACUCCGAAUCCGACGAUGGUGCGUGCAGGAAACUAGGUCUCGCGAGAGCCGGAAGCGAAAGGCAGGGAGGGGGGGCAGACGAAUGGAAUUUGCAGCGUCCGCGACUUCAGGCGCUGCGAUUGGGAGUCAAAACGGCGCGCAGAGGUGCUCCAGAGGAUCGCAGCGCCGAGGCAGACACAGAGGCCGGCGACGGAGAAGAAGGGCGUUCGGGCGGCGAGAACAGAAGACAGAGGAGACUGUGAAGCGAGAGGCAGGCGACCAGCUGACUCAGCUCGACAGUCGAGACCGGAGGGAAGGACAAAAUACACGAAAAGAGGGAAUCUGCGGACGCAGAUGGGCGAUUGCAAACGCAGAAGUAGCGGAAGCUGCUCGAAGCUGCUGCGAACUGUGGCCCCAGGUGUCCGGAAACAAGCAGGCUGCGCGUCAAAUCACCUGGAGCUGCAGUGUCGGCCUGCGUGUGUGCGCAGCGAAAGACUCUCAGUUUGAACUCUCGUUUCUUUCUGUGGUUUUUUGA